Messenger RNA from Hypanus sabinus (Atlantic stingray), 36084 nucleotides. RefSeq names its product mucin-3B-like. The transcript is spliced from 247 exons. NCBI's taxonomy places the organism in Eukaryota, Metazoa, Chordata, Chondrichthyes, Myliobatiformes, Dasyatidae. The record is from RefSeq and is a predicted model, not a curated record. Bases 1 to 36084 code for a protein of 12027 amino acids.
AUGUUAACAUCAAAUCUCCAAUCUUUACAAGCCACAGAAUCAUCCACAAGUGCACAGACGACUAUAUCAGGAACACCCAUAUCAACAACAGAAAAGACUACUGGCAGCAUGAGUAUGUCAACAUUUGAAAGUACAACUGGGAGAACCACAUCCACUGAAACAAUGGAAUUGUCAACAAGUAGAGUGAAUAGCAGUACAACAGCAAGUAGCACAUCAGUUCCGGACUCUACAACAUCAGAAGCAUCCACUGCAACCACAAGUGCAUUCACAACUGAAAGUUCAUCCAGCACAGCGACAAUUCCAUCCACAACCAUCGAAACAACAGAAUCAUCCACAUUUGCAGAGACAAGCAGUAUCGUAAUGACGACUGCAGAAAGUACGCCAUCAUCAACAACAGAAAUCACUACAGGCAGCACGAGUGCAUCCACAUUUGAAAGUACAACAGAGACCACCACAGCUCCAACCACAUCACUUGAAACAACGGAAUUGACGACAAGUGCAGUGGCAAGCAGUACAACACCAAGUAGCACGUCAGUUGCAGCCUCGACAACAUCAGAAGCAUCCACAGCAACCACAAGUGCAUUCACAACUGAAACUUCAUCGAGCACAAUGCCAAUUCCUUCCACAACCAUCGGUGAGGAAACAACAGAAUCAAGCACAUUUGCAGAGACAAGCAGUAUCGUAAUGACGACAGCAGAAAGUACGCCAUCAUCAACAACAGAAAUCACUACAGGCAGCACCAGUGCAACCACAUUUGAAAGUACAACAGAGACCACCACAGCUCCAACCACAUCACUUGAAACAACGGAAUUGACGACAAGUGCAGUGGCAAGCAGUACAACACCAAGUAGCACGUCAGCUGCAGCCUCGACAACAUCAGAAGCAUCCACCGCAACCACAAGUGCAUUCACAACUGAAACUUCAUCGAGCACAAUGCCAAUUCCUUCCACAACCAUCGGUGAGGAAACAACAGAAUCAAGCACAAUUGCAGAGACAAGCAGUAUCGUAAUGACGACAGCAGAAAGUACGCCAUCAUCAACAACAGAAAUCACUACAGGCAGCACUGGUGCAUCCACAUUUGAAAGUACAACAGAGACCACCACAGCUCCAACCACAUCACUUGAAACAACGGAAUUGACGACAAGUGCAGUGGCAAGCAGUACAACACCAAGUAGCACGUCAGUUGCAGCCUCGACAACAUCAGAAGCAUCCACAGCAACCACAAGUGCAUUCACAACUGAAACUUCAUCGAGCACAAUGCCAAUUCCUUCCACAACCAUCGGUGAGGAAACAACAGAAUCAAGCACAUUUGCAGAGACAAGCAGUAUCGUAAUGACGACAGCAGAAAGUACGCCAUCAUCAACAACAGAAAUCACUACAGGCAGCACCAGUGCAACCACAUUUGAAAGUACAACAGAGACCACCACAGCUCCAACCACAUCACUUGAAACAACGGAAUUGACGACAAGUGCAGUGGCAAGCAGUACAACACCAAGUAGCACGUCAGUUGCAGCCUCGACAACAUCAGAAGCAUCCACCGCAACCACAAGUGCAUUCACAACUGAAACUUCAUCGAGCACAAUGCCAAUUCCUUCCACAACCAUCGGUGAGGAAACAACAGAAUCAAGCACAAUUGCAGAGACAAGCAGUAUCGUAAUGACGACAGCAGAAAGUACGCCAUCAUCAACAACAGAAAUCACUACAGGCAGCACUGGUGCAUCCACAUUUGAAAGUACAACAGAGACCACCACAGCUCCAACCACAUCACUUGAAACAACGGAAUUGACGACAAGUGCAGUGGCAAGCAGUACAACACCAAGUAGCACGUCAGUUGCAGCCUCGACAACAUCAGAAGCAUCCACAGCAACCACAAGUGCAUUCACAACUGAAACUUCAUCGAGCACAAUGCCAAUUCCUUCCACAACCAUUGGUGAGGAAACAACAGAAUCAAGCACAAUUGCAGAGACAAGCAGUAUCGUAAUGACGACAGCAGAAAGUACGCCAUCAUCAACAACAGAAAUCACUACAGGCAGCACCAGUGAAACCACAUUUGAAAGUACAACAGAGACCACCACAGCUCCAACCACAUCACUUGAAACAACGGAACUGACCACAAGUGCAGUGGCAAGCAGUACAACACCAAGUAGCACGUCAGUUGCAGCCUCGACAACAUCAGAAGCAUCCACAGCAACCACAAGUGCAUUCACAACUGAAGCUUCAUCGAGCACAGUGCCAAUUCCUUCCACAACCAUCGGUGAGGAAACAACAGAAUCAAGCACAUUUGCAGAGACAAGCAGUAUCGUAAUGACGACAGCAGAAAGUACGCCAUCAUCAACAACAGAAAUCACUACAGGCAGCACCAGUGCAUCCACAUUUGAAAGUACAACAGAGACCACCACAGCUCCAACCACAUCACUUGAAACAACGGAACUGACGACAAGUGCAGUGGCAAGCAGUACAACACCAAGUAGCACGUCAGUUGCAGCCUCGACAACAUCAGAAGCAUCCACAGCAACCACAAGUGCAUUCACAACUGAAACUUCAUCGAGCACAGUGCCAAUUCCUUCCACAACCAUCGGUGAGGAAACAACAGAAUCAAGCACAUUUGCAGAGACAAGCAGUAUCGUAAUGACGACAGCAGAAAGUACGCCAUCAUCAACAACAGAAAUCACUACAGGCAGCACCAGUGCAACCACAUUUGAAAGUACAACAGAGACCACCACAGCUCCAACCACAUCACUUGAAACAACGGAAUUGACGACAAGUGCAGUGGCAAGCAGUACAACACCAAGUAGCACGUCAGCUGCAGCCUCGACAACAUCAGAAGCAUCCACCGCAACCACAAGUGCAUUCACAACUGAAACUUCAUCGAGCACAAUGCCAAUUCCUUCCACAACCAUCGGUGAGGAAACAACAGAAUCAAGCACAAUUGCAGAGACAAGCAGUAUCGUAAUGACGACAGCAGAAAGUACGCCAUCAUCAACAACAGAAAUCACUACAGGCAGCACUGGUGCAUCCACAUUUGAAAGUACAACAGAGACCACCACAGCUCCAACCACAUCACUUGAAACAACGGAAUUGACGACAAGUGCAGUGGCAAGCAGUACAACACCAAGUAGCACGUCAGUUGCAGCCUCGACAACAUCAGAAGCAUCCACAGCAACCACAAGUGCAUUCACAACUGAAACUUCAUCGAGCACAAUGCCAAUUCCUUCCACAACCAUCGGUGAGGAAACAACAGAAUCAAGCACAUUUGCAGAGACAAGCAGUAUCGUAAUGACGACAGCAGAAAGUACGCCAUCAUCAACAACAGAAAUCACUACAGGCAGCACCAGUGCAACCACAUUUGAAAGUACAACAGAGACCACCACAGCUCCAACCACAUCACUUGAAACAACGGAAUUGACGACAAGUGCAGUGGCAAGCAGUACAACACCAAGUAGCACGUCAGUUGCAGCCUCGACAACAUCAGAAGCAUCCACCGCAACCACAAGUGCAUUCACAACUGAAACUUCAUCGAGCACAAUGCCAAUUCCUUCCACAACCAUCGGUGAGGAAACAACAGAAUCAAGCACAAUUGCAGAGACAAGCAGUAUCGUAAUGACGACAGCAGAAAGUACGCCAUCAUCAACAACAGAAAUCACUACAGGCAGCACUGGUGCAUCCACAUUUGAAAGUACAACAGAGACCACCACAGCUCCAACCACAUCACUUGAAACAACGGAAUUGACGACAAGUGCAGUGGCAAGCAGUACAACACCAAGUAGCACGUCAGUUGCAGCCUCGACAACAUCAGAAGCAUCCACAGCAACCACAAGUGCAUUCACAACUGAAACUUCAUCGAGCACAAUGCCAAUUCCUUCCACAACCAUUGGUGAGGAAACAACAGAAUCAAGCACAAUUGCAGAGACAAGCAGUAUCGUAAUGACGACAGCAGAAAGUACGCCAUCAUCAACAACAGAAAUCACUACAGGCAGCACCAGUGAAACCACAUUUGAAAGUACAACAGAGACCACCACAGCUCCAACCACAUCACUUGAAACAACGGAACUGACCACAAGUGCAGUGGCAAGCAGUACAACACCAAGUAGCACGUCAGUUGCAGCCUCGACAACAUCAGAAGCAUCCACAGCAACCACAAGUGCAUUCACAACUGAAGCUUCAUCGAGCACAGUGCCAAUUCCUUCCACAACCAUCGGUGAGGAAACAACAGAAUCAAGCACAUUUGCAGAGACAAGCAGUAUCGUAAUGACGACAGCAGAAAGUACGCCAUCAUCAACAACAGAAAUCACUACAGGCAGCACCAGUGCAUCCACAUUUGAAAGUACAACAGAGACCACCACAGCUCCAACCACAUCACUUGAAACAACGGAACUGACGACAAGUGCAGUGGCAAGCAGUACAACACCAAGUAGCACGUCAGUUGCAGCCUCGACAACAUCAGAAGCAUCCACAGCAACCACAAGUGCAUUCACAACUGAAACUUCAUCGAGCACAGUGCCAAUUCCUUCCACAACCAUCGGUGAGGAAACAACAGAAUCAAGCACAUUUGCAGAGACAAGCAGUAUCGUAAUGACGACAGCAGAAAGUACGCCAUCAUCAACAACAGAAAUCACUACAGGCAGCACCAGUGCAUCCACAUUUGAAAGUACAACAGAGACCACCACAGCUCCAACCACAUCACUUGAAACAACGGAACUGACCACAAGUGCAGUGGCAAGCAGUACAACACCAAGCAGCACGUCAGUUGCAGCCUCGACAACAUCAGAAGCAUCCACAGCAACCACAAGUGCAUUCACAACUGAAACUUCAUCGAGCACAGUGCCAAUUCCUUCCACAACCAUCGGUGAGGAAACAACAGAAUCAAGCACAUUUGCAGAGACAAGCAGUAUCGUAAUGACGACAGCAGAAAGUACGCCAUCAUCAACAACAGAAAUCACUACAGGCAGCACCAGUGCAACCACAUUUGAAAGUACAACAGAGACCACCACAGCUCCAACCACAUCACUUGAAACAACGGAACUGACCACAAGUGCAGUGGCAAGCAGUACAACACCAAGUAGCACGUCAGUUGCAGCCUCGACAACAUCAGAAGCAUCCACAGCAACCACAAGUGCAUUCACAACUGAAGCUUCAUCGAGUACAGUGCCAAUUCCUUCCACAACCAUCGGUGAGGAAACAACAGAAUCAAGCACAUUUGCAGAGACAAGCAGUAUCGUAAUGACGACAGCAGAAAGUACGCCAUCAUCAACAACAGAAAUCACUACAGGCAGCACCAGUGCAUCCACAUUUGAAAGUACAACAGAGACCACCACAGCUCCAACCACAUCACUUGAAACAACGGAACUGACGACAAGUGCAGUGGCAAGCAAUACAACACCAAGUAGCACGUCAGUUGCAGCCUCGACAACAUCAGAAGCAUCCACAGCAACCACAAGUUCAUUCACAACUGAAACUUCAUCGAGCACAGUGCCAAUUCCUUCCACAACCAUCGGUGAGGAAACAACAGAAUCAAGCACAUUUGCAGAGACAAGCAGUAUCGUAAUGACGACAGCAGAAAGUACGCCAUCAUCAACAACAGAAAUCACUACAGGCAGCACCAGUGCAACCACAUUUGAAAGUACAACAGAGACCACCACAGCUCCAACCACAUCACUUGAAACAACGGAAUUGACGACAAGUGCAGUGGCAAGCAGUACAACACCAAGUAGCACGUCAGUUGCAGCCUCGACAACAUCAGAAGCAUCCACAGCAACCACAAGUGCAUUCACAACUGAAGCUUCAUCGAGCACAGUGCCAAUUCCUUCCACAACCAUCGGUGAGGAAACAACAGAAUCAAGCACAUUUGCAGAGACAAGCAGUAUCGUAAUGACGACAGCAGAAAGUACGCCAUCAUCAACAACAGAAAUCACUACAGGCAGCACCAGUGCAACCACAUUUGAAAGUACAACAGAGACCACCACAGCUCCAACCACAUCACUUGAAACAACGGAACUGACCACAAGUGCAGUGGCAAGCAGUACAACACCAAGUAGCACGUCAGUUGCAGCCUCGACAACAUCAGAAGCAUCCACAGCAACCACAAGUGCAUUCACAACUGAAGCUUCAUCGAGCACAGUGCCAAUUCCUUCCACAACCAUCGGUGAGGAAACAACAGAAUCAAGCACAUUUGCAGAGACAAGCAGUAUCGUAAUGACGACAGCAGAAAGUACGCCAUCAUCAACAACAGAAAUCACUACAGGCAGCACCAGUGCAACCACAUUUGAAAGUACAACAGAGACCACCACAGCUCCAACCACAUCACUUGAAACAACGGAACUGACGACAAGUGCAGUGGCAAGCAGUACAACACCAAGUAGCACGUCAGUUGCAGCCUCGACAACAUCAGAAGCAUCCACAGCAACCACAAGUGCAUUCACAACUGAAACUUCAUCGAGCACAGUGCCAAUUCCUUCCACAACCAUCGGUGAGGAAACAACAGAAUCAAGCACAUUUGCAGAGACAAGCAGUAUCGUAAUGACGACAGCAGAAAGUACGCCAUCAUCAACAACAGAAAUCACUACAGGCAGCACCAGUGCAACCACAUUUGAAAGUACAACAGAGACCACCACAGCUCCAACCACAUCACUUGAAACAACGGAACUGACCACAAGUGCAGUGGCAAGCAGUACAACACCAAGUAGCACGUCAGUUGCAGCCUCGACAACAUCAGAAGCAUCCACAGCAACCACAAGUGCAUUCACAACUGAAGCUUCAUCGAGUACAGUGCCAAUUCCUUCCACAACCAUCGGUGAGGAAACAACAGAAUCAAGCACAUUUGCAGAGACAAGCAGUAUCGUAAUGAUGACAGCAGAAAGUACGCCAUCAUCAACAACAGAAAUCAGUACAGGCAGCACCAGUGCAUCCACAUUUGAAAGUACAACAGAGACCACCACAGCUCCAACCACAUCACUUGAAACAACGGAACUGACCACAAGUGCAGUGGCAAGCAGUACAACACCAAGCAGCACGUCAGUUGCAGCCUCGACAACAUCAGAAGCAUCCACAGCAACCACAAGUGCAUUCACAACUGAAGCUUCAUCGAGCACAGUGCCAAUUCCUUCCACAACCAUCGGUGAGGAAACAACAGAAUCAAGCACAUUUGCAGAGACAAGCAGUAUCGUAAUGACGACAGCAGAAAGUACGCCAUCAUCAACAACAGAAAUCACUACAGGCAGCACCAGUGCAACCACAUUUGAAAGUACAACAGAGACCACCACAGCUCCAACCACAUCACUUGAAACAACGGAACUGACGACAAGUGCAGUGGCAAGCAAUACAACACCAAGUAGCACGUCAGUUGCAGCCUCGACAACAUCAGAAGCAUCCACAGCAACCACAAGUUCAUUCACAACUGAAACUUCAUCGAGCACAGUGCCAAUUCCUUCCACAACCAUCGGUGAGGAAACAACAGAAUCAAGCACAUUUGCAGAGACAAGCAGUAUCGUAAUGACGACAGCAGAAAGUACGCCAUCAUCAACAACAGAAAUCACUACAGGCAGCACCAGUGCAACCACAUUUGAAAGUACAACAGAGACCACCACAGCUCCAACCACAUCACUUGAAACAACGGAACUGACCACAAGUGCAGUGGCAAGCAGUACAACACCAAGUAGCACGUCAGUUGCAGCCUCGACAACAUCAGAAGCAUCCACAGCAACCACAAGUUCAUUCACAACUGAAACUUCAUCGAGCACAGUGCCAAUUCCUUCCACAACCAUCGGUGAGGAAACAACAGAAUCAAGCACAUUUGCAGAGACAAGCAGUAUCGUAAUGACGACAGCAGAAAGUACGCCAUCAUCAACAACAGAAAUCACUACAGGCAGCACCAGUGCAACCACAUUUGAAAGUACAACAGAGACCACCACAGCUCCAACCACAUCACUUGAAACAACGGAACUGACGACAAGUGCAGUGGCAAGCAAUACAACACCAAGUAGCACGUCAGUUGCAGCCUCGACAACAUCAGAAGCAUCCACAGCAACCACAAGUGCAUUCACAACUGAAACUUCAUCGAGCACAGUGCCAAUUCCUUCCACAACCAUCGGUGAGGAAACAACAGAAUCAAGCACAUUUGCAGAGACAAGCAGUAUCGUAAUGACGACAGCAGAAAGUACGCCAUCAUCAACAACAGAAAUCACUACAGGCAGCACCAGUGCAACCACAUUUGAAAGUACAACAGAGACCACCACAGCUCCAACCACAUCACUUGAAACAACGGAACUGACGACAAGUGCAGUGGCAAGCAGUACAACACCAAGUAGCACGUCAGUUGCAGCCUCGACAACAUCAGAAGCAUCCACAGCAACCACAAGUGCAUUCAUAACUGAAACUUCAUCGAGCACAGUGCCAAUUCCUUCCACAACCAUCGGUGAGGAAACAACAGAAUCAAGCACAUUUGCAGAGACAAGCAGUAUCGUAAUGACGACAGCAGAAAGUACGCCAUCAUCAACAACAGAAAUCACUACAGGCAGCACCAGUGCAACCACAUUUGAAAGUACAACAGAGACCACCACAGCUCCAACCACAUCACUUGAAACAACGGAACUGACGACAAGUGCAGUGGCAAGCAGUACAACACCAAGUAGCACGUCAGUUGCAGCCUCGACAACAUCAGAAGCAUCCACAGCAACCACAAGUGCAUUCAUAACUGAAACUUCAUCGAGCACAGUGCCAAUUCCUUCCACAACCAUCGGUGAGGAAACAACAGAAUCAAGCACAUUUGCAGAGACAAGCAGUAUCGUAAUGACGACAGCAGAAAGUAUGCCAUCAUCAACAACAGAAAUCACUACAGGCAGCACCAGUGCAACCACAUUUGAAAGUACAACAGAGACCACCACAGCUCCAACCACAUCACUUGAAACAACGGAACUGACGACAAGUGCAGUGGCAAGCAGUACAACACCAAGUAGCACGUCAGUUGCAGCCUCGACAACAUCAGAAGCAUCCACAGCAACCACAAGUGCAUUCAUAACUGAAACUGCAUCGAGCACAGUGCCAAUUCCUUCCACAACCAUCGGUGAGGAAACAACAGAAUCAAGCACAUUUGCAGAGACAAGCAGUAUCGUAAUGACGACAGCAGAAAGUACGCCAUCAUCAACAACAGAAAUCACUACAGGCAGCACCAGUGCAUCCACAUUUGAAAGUACAACAGAGACCACCACAGCUCCAACCACAUCACUUGAAACAACGGAACUGACGACAAGUGCAGUGGCAAGCAGUACAACACCAAGUAGCACGUCAGUUGCAGCCUCGACAACAUCAGAAGCAUCCACAGCAACCACAAGUGCAUUCACAACUGAAACUUCAUCGAGCACAGUGCCAAUUCCUUCCACAACCAUCGGUGAGGAAACAACAGAAUCAAGCACAUUUGCAGAGACAAGCAGUAUCGUAAUGACGACAGCAGAAAGUACGCCAUCAUCAACAACAGAAAUCACUACAGGCAGCACCAGUGCAUCCACAUUUGAAAGUACAACAGAGACCACCACAGCUCCAACCACAUCACUUGAAACAACGGAAUUGACGACAAGUGCAGUGGCAAGCAGUACAACACCAAGUAGCACGUCAGUUGCAGCCUCGACAACAUCAGAAGCAUCCACAGCAACCACAAGUGCAUUCACAACUGAAACUUCAUCGAGCACAGUGCCAAUUUCUUCCACAACCAUCGGUGAGGAAACAACAGAAUCAAGCACAUUUGCAGAGACAAGCAGUAUCGUAAUGACGACAGCAGAAAGUACGCCAUCAUCAACAACAGAAAUCACUACAGGCAGCACCAGUGCAACCACAUUUGAAAGUACAACAGAGACCACCACAGCUCCAACCACAUCACUUGAAACAACGGAACUGACGACAAGUGCAGUGGCAAGCAGUACAACACCAAGUAGCACGUCAGUUGCAGCCUCGACAACAUCAGAAGCAUCCACAGCAACCACAAGUGCAUUCACAACUGAAACUUCAUCGAGCACACUGCCAAUUCCUUCCACAACCAUCGAAACAACAGAAUCAAGCACAAUUGCAGAGACAAGCAGUAUCGUAAUGACGACAGCAGAAAGUACGCCAUCAUCAACAACAGAAAUCACUACAGGCAGCACCAGUGCAACCACAUUUGAAAGUACAACAGAGACCACCACAGCUCCAACCACAUCACUUGAAACAACGGAACUGACGACAAGUGCAGUGGCAAGCAGUACAACACCAAGUAGCACGUCAGUUGCAGCCUCGACAACAUCAGAAGCAUCCACAGUAACCACAAGUGCAUUCACAACUGAAACUUCAUCGAGCACAGUGCCAAUUCCUUCCACAACCAUCGGUGAGGAAACAACAGAAUCAAGCACAAUUGCAGAGACAAGCAGUAUCGUAAUGACGACAGCAGAAAGUACGCCAUCAUCAACAACAGAAAUCACUACAGGCAGCACCAGUGCAUCCACAUUAAAAAGUACAACAGAGACCACCACAGCUCCAACCACAUCACUUGAAACAACGGAACUGACGACAAGUGCAGUGCCAAGCAGUACAACACCAAGUAGCACGUCAGUUGCAGCCUCGACAACAUCAGAAGCAUCCACAGCAACCACAAGUGCAUUCACAACUGAAACUUCAUCGAGCACAAUGCCAAUUCCUUCCACAACCAUCGGUGAGGAAACAACAGAAUCAAGCACAUUUGCAGAGACAAGCAGUAUCGUAAUGACGACAGCAGAAAGUACGCCAUCAUCAACAACAGAAAUCACUACAGGCAGCACUGGUGCAUCCACAUUUGAAAGUACAACAGAGACCACCACAGCUCCAACCACAUCACUUGAAACAACGGAAUUGACGACAAGUGCAGUGGCAAGCAGUACAACACCAAGUAGCACGUCAGUUGCAGCCUCGACAACAUCAGAAGCAUCCACAGCAACCACAAGUGCAUUCACAACUGAAACUUCAUCGAGCACAGUGCCAAUUUCUUCCACAACCAUCGGUGAGGAAACAACAGAAUCAAGCACAUUUGCAGAGACAAGCAGUAUCGUAAUGACGACAGCAGAAAGUACGCCAUCAUCAACAACAGAAAUCACUACAGGCAGCACCAGUGCAUCCACAUUUGAAAGUACAACAGAGACCACCACAGCUCCAACCACAUCACUUGAAACAACGGAACUUUCGACAAGUGCAGUGGCAAGCAGUACAACACCAAGUAGCACGUCAGUUGCAGCCUCGACAACAUCAGAAGCAUCCACAGCAACCACAAGUGCAUUCACAACUGAAACUUCAUCGAGCACAGUGCCAAUUUCUUCCACAACCAUCGGUGAGGAAACAACAGAAUCAAGCACAUUUGCAGAGACAAGCAGUAUCGUAAUGACGACAGCAGAAAGUACACCAUCAUCAACAACAGAAAUCACUACAGGCAGCACCAGUGCAACCACAUUUGAAACUACAACAGAGACCACCACAGCUCCAACCACAUCACUUGAAACAACGGAACUGACGACAAGUGCAGUGGCAAGCAGUACAACACCAAGUAGCACGUCAGUUGCAGCCUCGACAACAUCAGAAGCAUCCACAGUAACCACAAGUGCAUUCACAACUGAAACUUCAUCGAGCACAGUGCCAAUUCCUUCCACAACCAUCGGUGAGGAAACAACAGAAUCAAGCACAUUUGCAGAGACAAGCAGUAUCGUAAUGACGACAGCAGAAAGUACGCCAUCAUCAACAACAGAAAUCACUACAGGCAGCACUGGUGCAUCCACAUUUGAAAGUACAACAGAGACCACCACAGCUCCAACCACAUCACUUGAAACAACUGAACUGACGACAAGUGCAGUGGCAAGCAGUACAACACCAAGUAGCACGUCAGUUGCAGCCUCGACAACAUCAGAAGCAUCCACAGUAACCACAAGUGCAUUCACAACUGAAACUUCAUCGAGCACAGUGCCAAUUCCUUCCACAACCAUCGGUGAGGAAACAACAGAAUCAAGCACAAUUGCAGAGACAAGCAGUAUCGUAAUGACGACAGCAGAAAGUACGCCAUCAUCAACAACAGAAAUCACUACAGGCAGCACCAGUGCAUCCACAUUUGAAAGUACAACAGAGACCACCACAGCUCCAACCACAUCACUUGAAACAACGGAACUGACGACAAGUGCAGUGCCAAGCAGUACAACACCAAGUAGCACGUCAGUUGCAGCCUCGACAACAUCAGAAGCAUCCACAGCAACCACAAGUGCAUUCACAACUGAAACUUCAUCGAGCACAAUGCCAAUUCCUUCCACAACCAUCGGUGAGGAAACAACAGAAUCAAGCACAUUUGCAGAGACAAGCAGUAUCGUAAUGACGACAGCAGAAAGUACGCCAUCAUCAACAACAGAAAUCACUACAGGCAGCACUGGUGCAUCCACAUUUGAAAGUACAACAGAGACCACCACAGCUCCAACCACAUCACUUGAAACAACGGAACUGACGACAAGUGCAGUGCCAAGCAGUACAACACCAAGUAGCACGUCAGUUGCAGCCUCGACAACAUCAGAAGCAUCCACAGCAACCACAAGUGCAUUCACAACUGAAACUUCAUCGAGCACAAUGCCAAUUCCUUCCACAACCAUCGGUGAGGAAACAACAGAAUCAAGCACAUUUGAAGAGACAAGCAGUAUCGUAAUGACGACAGCAGAAAGUACGCCAUCAUCAACAACAGAAAUCACUACAGGCAGCACUGGUGCAUCCACAUUUGAAAGUACAACAGAGACCACCACAGCUCCAACCACAUCACUUGAAACAACGGAACUGACGACAAGUGCAGUGGCAAGCAGUACAACACCAAGUAGCACGUCAGUUGCAGCCUCGACAACAUCAGAAGCAUCCACAGCAACCACAAGUGCAUUCACAACUGAAACUUCAUCGAGCACAGUGCCAAUUUCUUCCACAACCAUCGGUGAGGAAACAACAGAAUCAAGCACAUUUGCAGAGACAAGCAGUAUCGUAAUGACGACAGCAGAAAGUACGCCAUCAUCAACAACAGAAAUCACUACAGGCAGCACCAGUGCAACCACAUUUGAAAGUACAACAGAGACCACCACAGCUCCAACCACAUCACUUGAAACAACGGAAUUGACGACAAGUGCAGUGGCAAGCAGUACAACACCAAGUAGCACGUCAGUUGCAGCCUCGACAACAUCAGAAGCAUCGACAGCAACCACAAGUGCAUUCACAACUGAAACUUCAUCGAGCACAGUGCCAAUUUCUUCCACAACCAUCGGUGAGGAAACAACAGAAUCAAGCACAUUUGCAGAGACAAGCAGUAUCGUAAUGACGACAGCAGAAAGUACGCCAUCAUCAACAACAGAAAUCACUACAGGCAGCACCAGUGCAUCCACAUUUGAAAGUACAACAGAGACCACCACAGCUCCAACCACAUCACUUGAAACAACGGAACUGACGACAAGUGCAGUGGCAAGCAGUACAACACCAAGUAGCACGUCAGUUGCAGCCUCGACAACAUCAGAAGCAUCCACAGCAACCACAGGUGCAUUCACAACUGAAACUUCAUCGAGCACAGUGCCAAUUUCUUCCACAACCAUCGGUGAGGAAACAACAGAAUCAAGCACAUUUGCAGAGACAAGCAGUAUCGUAAUGACGACAGCAGAAAGUACGCCAUCAUCAACAACAGAAAUCACUACAGGCAGCACCAGUGCAACCACAUUUGAAAGUACAACAGAGACCACCACAGCUCCAACCACAUCACUUGAAACAACGGAACUGACGACAAGUGCAGUGGCAAGCAGUACAACACCAAGUAGCACGUCAGUUGCAGCCUCGACAACAUCAGAAGCAUCGACAGCAACCACAAGUGCAUUCACAACUGAAACUUCAUCGAGCACAGUGCCAAUUUCUUCCACAACCAUCGGUGAGGAAACAACAGAAUCAAGCACAAUUGCAGAGACAAGCAGUAUCGUAAUGACGACAGCAGAAAGUACGCCAUCAUCAACAACAGAAAUCACUACAGGCAGCACUGGUGCAUCCACAUUUGAAAGUACAACAGAGACCACCACAGCUCCAACCACAUCACUUGAAACAACGGAACUGACGACAAGUGCAGUGGCAAGCAGUACAACACCAAGUAGCACGUCAGUUGCAGCCUCGACAACAUCAGAAGCAUCCACAGUAACCACAAGUGCAUUCACAACUGAAACUUCAUCGAGCACAGUGCCAAUUCCUUCCACAACCAUCGGUGAGGAAACAACAGAAUCAAGCACAAUUGCAGAGACAAGCAGUAUCGUAAUGACGACAGCAGAAAGUACGCCAUCAUCAACAACAGAAAUCACUACAGGCAGCACCAGUGCAUCCACAUUUGAAAGUACAACAGAGACCACCACAGCUCCAACCACAUCACUUGAAACAACGGAACUGACGACAAGUGCAGUGCCAAGCAGUACAACACCAAGUAGCACGUCAGUUGCAGCCUCGACAACAUCAGAAGCAUCCACAGCAACCACAAGUGCAUUCACAACUGAAACUUCAUCGAGCACAAUGCCAAUUCCUUCCACAACCAUCGGUGAGGAAACAACAGAAUCAAGCACAUUUGCAGAGACAAGCAGUAUCGUAAUGACGACAGCAGAAAGUACGCCAUCAUCAACAACAGAAAUCACUACAGGCAGCACUGGUGCAUCCACAUUUGAAAGUACAACAGAGACCACCACAGCUCCAACCACAUCACUUGAAACAACGGAAUUGACGACAAGUGCAGUGGCAAGCAGUACAACACCAAGUAGCACGUCAGUUGCAGCCUCGACAACAUCAGAAGCAUCCACAGCAACCACAAGUGCAUUCACAACUGAAACUUCAUCGAGCACAGUGCCAAUUUCUUCCACAACCAUCGGUGAGGAAACAACAGAAUCAAGCACAUUUGCAGAGACAAGCAGUAUCGUAAUGACGACAGCAGAAAGUACGCCAUCAUCAACAACAGAAAUCACUACAGGCAGCACCAGUGCAUCCACAUUUGAAAGUACAACAGAGACCACCACAGCUCCAACCACAUCACUUGAAACAACGGAACUGACGACAAGUGCAGUGGCAAGCAGUACAACACCAAGUAGCACGUCAGUUGCAGCCUCGACAACAUCAGAAGCAUCCACAGCAACCACAAGUGCAUUCACAACUGAAACUUCAUCGAGCACAGUGCCAAUUCCUUCCACAACCAUUGGUGAGGAAACAACAGAAUCAAGCACAAUUGCAGAGACAAGCAGUAUCGUAAUGACGACAGCAGAAAGUACGCCAUCAUCAACAACAGAAAUCACUACAGGCAGCACCAGUGCAUCCACAUUUGAAAGUACAACAGAGACCACCACAGCUCCAACCACAUCACUUGAAACAACGGAACUGACGACAAGUGCAGUGCCAAGCAGUACAACACCAAGUAGCACGUCAGUUGCAGCCUCGACAACAUCAGAAGCAUCCACAGCAACCACAAGUGCAUUCACAACUGAAACUUCAUCGAGCACAAUGCCAAUUCCUUCCACAACCAUCGGUGAGGAAACAACAGAAUCAAGCACAUUUGCAGAGACAAGCAGUAUCGUAAUGACGACAGCAGAAAGUACGCCAUCAUCAACAACAGAAAUCACUACAGGCAGCACUGGUGCAUCCACAUUUGAAAGUACAACAGAGACCACCACAGCUCCAACCACAUCACUUGAAACAACGGAAUUGACGACAAGUGCAGUGGCAAGCAGUACAACACCAAGUAGCACGUCAGUUGCAGCCUCGACAACAUCAGAAGCAUCCACAGCAACCACAAGUGCAUUCACAACUGAAACUUCAUCGAGCACAGUGCCAAUUUCUUCCACAACCAUCGGUGAGGAAACAACAGAAUCAAGCACAUUUGCAGAGACAAGCAGUAUCGUAAUGACGACAGCAGAAAGUACGCCAUCAUCAACAACAGAAAUCACUACAGGCAGCACCAGUGCAUCCACAUUUGAAAGUACAACAGAGACCACCACAGCUCCAACCACAUCACUUGAAACAACGGAACUGACGACAAGUGCAGUGGCAAGCAGUACAACACCAAGUAGCACGUCAGUUGCAGCCUCGACAACAUCAGAAGCAUCCACAGCAACCACAAGUGCAUUCACAACUGAAACUUCAUCGAGCACAGUGCCAAUUCCUUCCACAACCAUUGGUGAGGAAACAACAGAAUCAAGCACAUUUGCAGAGACAAGUAGUAUCGUAAUGACGACAGCAGAAAGUACGCCAUCAUCAACAACAGAAAUCACUACAGGCAGCACCAGUGCAUCCACAUUUGAAAGUACAACAGAGACCACCACAGCUCCAACCACAUCACUUGAAACAACGGAACUGACGACAAGUGCAGUGGCAAGCAGUACAACACCAAGUAGCACGUCAGUUGCAGCCUCGACAACAUCAGAAGCAUCCACAGCAACCACAAGUGCAUUCACAACUGAAACUUCAUCGAGCACAAUGCCAAUUCCUUCCACAACCAUCGGUGAGGAAACAACAGAAUCAAGCACAUUUGCAGAGACAAGCAGUAUCGUAAUGACGACAGCAGAAAGUACGCCAUCAUCAACAACAGAAAUCACUACAGGCAGCACCAGUGCAUCCACAUUUGAAAGUACAACAGAGACCACCACAGCUCCAACCACAUCACUUGAAACAACGGAAUUGACGACAAGUGCAGUGGCAAGCAGUACAACACCAAGUAGCACGUCAGUUGCAGCCUCGACAACAUCAGAAGCAUCCACAGCAACCACAAGUGCAUUCACAACUGAAACUUCAUCGAGCACAGUGCCAAUUUCUUCCACAACCAUUGGUGAGGAAACAACAGAAUCAAGCACAUUUGCAGAGACAAGCAGUAUCGUAAUGACGACAGCAGAAAGUACGCCAUCAUCAACAACAGAAAUCACUACAGGCAGCACCAGUGCAUCCACAUUUGAAAGUACAACAGAGACCACCACAGCUCCAACCACAUCACUUGAAACAACGGAACUGACGACAAGUGCAGUGGCAAGCAGUACAACACCAAGUAGCACGUCAGUUGCAGCCUCGACAACAUCAGAAGCAUCCACAGCAACCACAAGUGCAUUCACAACUGAAACUUCAUCGAGCACAGUGCCAAUUUCUUCCACAACCAUCGGUGAGGAAACAACAGAAUCAAGCACAUUUGCAGAGACAAGCAGUAUCGUAAUGACGACAGCAGAAAGUACGCCAUCAUCAACAACAGAAAUCACUACAGGCAGCACUGGUGCAUCCACAUUUGAAAGUACAACAGAGACCACCACAGCUCCAACCACAUCACUUGAAACAACGGAACUGACGACAAGUGCAGUGGCAAGCAGUACAACACCAAGUAGCACGUCAGUUGCAGCCUCGACAACAUCAGAAGCAUCCACAGUAACCACAAGUGCAUUCACAACUGAAACUUCAUCGAGCACAGUGCCAAUUCCUUCCACAACCAUCGGUGAGGAAACAACAGAAUCAAGCACAUUUGCAGAGACAAGCAGUAUCGUAAUGACGACAGCAGAAAGUAUGCCAUCAUCAACAACAGAAAUCACUACAGGCAGCACCAGUGCAUCCACAUUUGAAAGUACAACAGAGACCACCACAGCUCCAACCACAUCACUUGAAACAACGGAACUGACGACAAGUACAGUGGCAAGCAGUACAACACCAAGUAGCACGUCAGUUGCAGCCUCGACAACAUCAGAAGCAUCCACAGCAACCACAAGUGCAUUCACAACUGAAACUUCAUCGAGCACAGUGCCAAUUCCUUCCACAACCAUCGGUGAGGAAACAACAGAAUCAAGCACAUUUGCAGAGACAAGCAGUAUCGUAAUGACGACAGCAGAAAGUAUGCCAUCAUCAACAACAGAAAUCACUACAGGCAGCACCAGUGCAUCCACAUUUGAAAGUACAACAGAGACCACCACAGCUCCAACCACAUCACUUGAAACAACGGAACUGACGACAAGUGCAGUGGCAAGCAGUACAACACCAAGUAGCACGUCAGUUGCAGCCUCGACAACAUCAGAAGCAUACACAGCAACCACAAGUGCAUUCACAACUGAAACUUCAUCGAGCACAGUGCCAAUUCCUUCCACAACCAUCGGUGAGGAAACAACAGAAUCAAGCACAUUUGCAGAGACAAGUAGUAUCGUAGAGACUACAGCAGAAAGUACGCCAUCAUCAACAACAGAAAUCACUACAGGCAGCACCAGUGCAUCCACAUUUGAAAGUACAACAGAGACCACCACAGCUCCAACCACAUCACUUGAAACAACGGAACUGACGACAAGUGCAGUGGCAAGCAGUACAACACCAAGUAGCACGUCAGUUGCAGCCUCGACAACAUCAGAAGCAUCCACAGCAACCACAAGUGCAUUCACAACUGAAACUUCAUCGAGCACAGUGCCAAUUCCUUCCACAACCAUCGGUGAGGAAACAACAGAAACAAGCACAUUUGCAGAGACAAGCAGUAUCGUAAUGACUACAGCAGAAAGUACGCCAUCAUCAAUAACAGAAAUCGCUACAGGCAGCACCAGUGCAUCCACAUUUGAAAGUACAACAGAGACCACCACAGCUCCAACCACAUCACUUGAAACAACGGAACUGACCACAAGUGCAGUGGCAAGCAGUACAACACCAAGUAGCACGUCAGUUGCAGCCUCGACAAAAUCAGAAGCAUCCACAGCAACCACAAGUGCAUUCACAACUGAAACUUCAUCGAGCACACUGCCAAUUCCUUCCACAACCAUCGGUGAGGAAACAACAGAAUCAAGCACAUUUGCAGAGACAAGCAGUAUCGUAGUGACUACAGCAGAAAGUACAACAUCAUCAACAACAGAAAUCACUACAGGCAGCACUGGUGCAUCCACAUUUGAAAGUACAACAGAGACCACCACAGCUCCAACCACAUCACUUGAAACAACGGAACUGACGACAAGUGCAGUGGCAAGCAGUACAACACCAAGUAGCACGUCAGUUGCAGCCUCGACAACAUCAGAAGCAUCCACAGCAACCACAAGUGCAUUCACAACUAAAACGUCAUCGAGUACAGUGACAAUUCCUUCCACAACCAUCGGUGAGGAAACAACAGAAUCAUCCACAUUUGAAGAGACAAGCAGUAUCGUAAUGACGACAGCAGAAAGUACGCCAUCAUCAACAACAGAAAUCACUACAGGCAGCACCAGUGCAUCCACAUUUGAAAGUACAACAGAGACCACCACAGCUCCAACCACAUCACUUGAAACAACGGAACUGACGACAAGUGAAGUGGCAAGCAGUACAACACCAAGUAGCACAGCAAUUGCGGCCUCAACAACAUCAGAAGCAUCCACUGAAACUACAACUGCAUUCACAGCUGAAAGUUCAUCGAGCACAGUGCCAAUUCCAUCCACAACCAUCGAAACAACAGAAUCAAGCACAUUUGCAGAGACAAGCAGUAUCGUAAUGACGACAGCAGAAAGUAUGCCAUCAUCAACAACAGAAAUCACUACAGGCAGCACUAGUGCAUCCACAUUUGAAAGUACAACAGAGACCACCACAGCUCCAACCACAUCACUUGAAACAACGGAACUGUCGACAAGUGCAGUGGCAAGCAGUACAACACCAAGUAGCACGUCAGUUGCAGCCUCGACAACAUCAGAAGCAUCCACAGCAACCACAAGUGCAUUCACAACUGAAACUUCAUCGAGCACAGUGCCAAUUCCUUCCACAACCAUCGGUGAGGAAACAACAGAAUCAUCCACAUUUGCAGAGAUAAGCAGUAUCGUAAUGACGACAGCAGAAAGUACGCCAUCAUCAACAACAGAAAUCACUACAGGCAGCACCAGUGCAUCCACAUUUGAAAGUACAACAGAGACCACCACAGCUCCAACCACAUCACUUGAAACAACGGAAUUGACGACAAGUGCAGUGGCAAGCAGUACGACACCAAGUAGCACGUCAGUUGCAGCCUCGACAACAUCAGAAGCAUCCACAGCAACCACAAGUGCAUUCACAACUGAAACUUCAUCGAGCACAGUGACAAUUCCUUCCACCACCAUCGAAACAACAGAACUGUCAACAAGUACAGUGACAAGUAGCACAUUAGCUCUGGCCUCAACAACAUUGGAAACAUCCACUGGAAGCAGUAGUGCAUUAACAACUGAAAGUACAACCGGCACAGCGACAAUUCCAUCCACAACCAUCGGAACAAUGGAACUGUUCACAAGUACAGUGACAAGCGGUACAGCACCAAGCAGCACAUCAGUUCUGUCCUCAGCAACAUCAGAACUGUCCACAGAAAGUACCAGUGCAUUGACACCUGAAAGUACGACGGGGACAGAGGCAAUUCCUUCCACAGCCUUCGAAACAACAGAACUGUCGUUGAGUACAGUGACAAUCAAUACAGCACCAAGUAGUGCAGCAGCACAGCUGACAACAACAUUAGAAAUAUCUGCAGGAAGCACUGGUACAUUGACAACAGAAAUUACAACUGGCCCAAGCACAGUUCCAUCAACAGACACUGAAACAACAGUACUGUCGACAAUUACAGAACCAAGUAGCACAUUAGCUCCAGUCUCAGCAACAUCAGAAACAUCCGCAGGAAGCACCGGAGCAUUGACAACUGGCACAGCGACAAUUUCAUCCACAACCAUCGAAACGACAGGAACAUCCACAUCCACAGAGACAAGCAGUAUCGUAGCGGCUACGACAGGAGCUCCCCUAUCGACCGCAACAGAAAUCACUACAGGCAGCACUCGUGCAUCAACAAUUGAAAAUACAACUGUGAGCACCACAGCUCCAUCCACAUCCACUGAAUUAUCAUCCACUUCAACAGCAUCAAAUGCAGAAAUAUCUUCCUCAUCUACUCAAAUCUCCACAAAUGUGCCUGGCUCAAGUUCAGCAACAACAGUGACCUCCAAAGAAACAACUGCUCUCGGAACAGUGGAACCUCCAAUUGUACCUGUUACAGACAAACCAAAUGAGGGAACUAACGAAAACCGAUUUAAUGUCACUUUCAAUGUGCUGACACUGCCAUUUACACCAAAUCUACAAAAUAUGAGUUCCCCAUUGUACAUAAAUGAAUCAGAGAACAUUCUUAAGGAGCUCAAUAAUUUGUUUGCCAAUAGCAAAGUGAAUUCAACAUUCAUAGGAUGUCAUUCCAUAACUUUCAGACCUGCAAGUGAUGGUAACAGUACAGUUGAGGCAAUCUGUACUUUUAAAUUCCUUACUUCUGGCCAGCAACUCGACAAAGUUCAGAUCUACCGUGAAUUUCAAAAUGAAACAGAGGACAUCACCACCUUGGGAUUAUUUUCGCUAGAUAACACCAGUCUGUUUGUGAAUGCGGCAGCACCAAUACAGAUGACAUCUCCAACUUUGGAAACAGAACCAAUUGAUUUUAACGUCACCUUCAUUGCAACUAAUUUGCGCCCGGCACCCGAACUGCAAGAUCCCAAUUCUCAAAUCUUCAAAUCUGCAGCAAGUAAUAUUACUUCCCAGCUCAAUAACGUCUUUGGUAGCAGCAAUAUCAACAAGACAUUCAUCAGCUGCAGUGUUCUCUCAUUCAGCAUGGUCAACGGACAGGACACCAGAGUGUUUGCAAACUGCUCUUUCAGAAAUGACUCAGACCCUAAGGAAGUUAACCGUGUCACUGUGUACCAUGUGUUCAGAAACCAGACAAAUGGCAUCACCACCUUACCACCAUAUUCACUGGACAGUAACAGCCUCUAUGUGAACGCACCAACACAGACCACGCCCUCAGCUUUGGAAGGAGUUGCUUUUGAUUUUAACGUCACUUUCAUUGCAACUAAUUUGCACCCGGCGCCCGAAUUGCAAGAUCCCAAUUCUCAAAUCUUCAAAUCUGCAGCAAGUAAUAUUACUUCCCAGCUCAAUAACGUCUUUGGUAGCAGCAAUAUCAACAAGACAUUCAUCAGCUGCAGUGUUCUCUCAUUCAGCAUGGUCAACGGACAGGACACCAGAGUGUUUGCAAACUGCUCUUUCAGAAAUGACUCAGACCCUAAGGAAGUUAACCGUGUCACUGUGUACCAUGUGUUCAGAAACCAGACAAAUGGCAUCACCACCUUACCAUCAUAUUCACUGGACAGUAACAGCCUCUAUGUGAACGCACCAACACAGACCACGCCUUCAGCUUUGGAAGGAGUCGCUUUUGAUUUUAACGUCACCUUCAUUGCAACUAAUUUGCGCCCGGCGCCCGAAUUGCAAGAUCCCAAUUCUCAAAUCUUCAAAUCUGCAGCAAGUAAUAUUACUUCCCAGCUCAAUAACGUCUUUGGUAGCAGCAAUAUCAACAAGACAUUCAUCAGCUGCAGUGUUCUCUCAUUCAGCAUGGUCAACGGACAGGACACCAGAGUGUUUGCAAACUGCUCUUUCAGAAAUGACUCAGACCCUAAGGAAGUUAACCGUGUCACUGUGUACCAUGUGUUCAGAAACCAGACAAAUGGCAUCACCACCUUACCACCAUAUUCACUGGACAGUAACAGCCUCUAUGUGAACGCACCAACACAGACCACGCCCUCAGCUUUGGAAGGAGUUGCUUUUGAUUUUAACGUCACUUUCAUUGCAACUAAUUUGCACCCGGCGCCCGAAUUGCAAGAUCCCAAUUCUCAAAUCUUCAAAUCUGCAGCAAGUAAUAUUACUUCCCAGCUCAAUAACGUCUUUGGUAGCAGCAAUAUCAACAAGACAUUCAUCAGCUGCAGUGUUCUCUCAUUCAGCAUGGUCAACGGACAGGACACCAGAGUGUUUGCAAACUGCUCUUUCAGAAAUGACUCAGACCCUAAGGAAGUUAACCGUGUCACUGUGUACCAUGUGUUCAGAAACCAGACAAAUGGCAUCACCACCUUACCACCAUAUUCACUGGACAGUAACAGCCUCUAUGUGAACGCACCAACACAGACCACGCCUUCAGCUUUGGAAGGAGUCGCUUUUGAUUUUAACGUCACCUUCAUUGCAACUAAUUUGCGCCCGGCGCCCGAAUUGCAAGAUCCCAAUUCUCAAAUCUUCAAAUCUGCAGCAAGUAAUAUUACUUCCCAGCUCAAUAACGUCUUUGGUAGCAGCAAUAUCAACAAGACAUUCAUCAGCUGCAGUGUUCUCUCAUUCAGCAUGGUCAACGGACAGGACACCAGAGUGUUUGCAAACUGCUCUUUCAGAAAUGACUCAGACCCUAAGGAAGUUAACCGUGUCACUGUGUACCAUGUGUUCAGAAACCAGACAAAUGGCAUCACCACCUUACCACCAUAUUCACUGGACAGUAACAGCCUCUAUGUGAACGCACCAACACAGACCACGCCUUCAGCUUUGGAAGGAGUCGCUUUUGAUUUUAACGUCACCUUCAUUGCAACUAAUUUGCGCCCGGCGCCCGAAUUGCAAGAUCCCAAUUCUCAAAUCUUCAAAUCUGCAGCAAGUAAUAUUACUUCCCAGCUCAAUAACGUCUUUGGUAGCAGCAAUAUCAACAAGACAUUCAUCAGCUGCAGUGUUCUCUCAUUCAGCAUGGUCAACGGACAGGACACCAGAUUGUUUGCAAACUGCUCUUUCAGAAAUGACUCAGAACCUAAGGAAGUUAACCGUGUCACUGUGUACCAUGUGUUCAGAAACCAGACAAAUGGCAUCACCACCUUACCACCAUAUUCACUGGACAGUAACAGCCUCUAUGUGAACGCACCAACACAGACCACGCCUUCAGCUUUGGAAGGAGUCGCUUUUGAUUUUAACGUCACCUUCAUUGCAACUAAUUUGCGCCCGGCGCCCGAAUUGCAAGAUCCCAAUUCUCAAAUCUUCAAAUCUGCAGCAAGUAAUAUUACUUCCCAGCUCAAUAACGUCUUUGGUAGCAGCAAUAUCAACAAGACAUUCAUCAGCUGCAGUGUUCUCUCAUUCAGCAUGGUCAACGGACAGGACACCAGAGUGUUUGCAAACUGCUCUUUCAGAAAUGACUCAGACCCUAAGGAAGUUAACCGUGUCACUGUGUACCAUGUGUUCAGAAACCAGACAAAUGGCAUCACCACCUUACCACCAUAUUCACUGGACAGUAACAGCCUCUAUGUGAACGCACCAACACAGACCACGCCCUCAGGUUUGGAAGGAGUCGCUUUUGAUUUUAACGUCACCUUCAUUGCAACUAAUUUGCGCCCGGCGCCCGAAUUGCAAGAUCCCAAUUCUCAAAUCUUCAAAUCUGCAGCAAGCAAUAUUACUUCCCAGCUCAAUAACGUCUUUGGUAGCAGCAAUAUCAACAAGACAUUCAUCAGCUGCAGUGUUCUCUCAUUCAGCAUGGUCAACGGACAGGACACCAGAGUGUUUGCAAACUGCUCUUUCAGAAAUGACUCAGACCCUAAGGAAGUUAACCGUGUCACUGUGUACCAUGUGUUCAGAAACCAGACAAAUGGCAUCACCACCUUACCACCAUAUUCACUGGACAGUAACAGCCUCUAUGUGAACGCACCAACACAGACCACGCCUUCAGCUUUAGAAGGAGUCGCUUUUGAUUUUAACGUCACCUUCAUUGCAACUAAUUUGCGCCCGGCGCCCGAAUUGCAAGAUCCCAAUUCUCAAAUCUUCAAAUCUGCAGCAAGCAAUAUUACUUCCCAGCUCAAUAACGUCUUUGGUAGCAGCAAUAUCAACAAGACAUUCAUCAGCUGCAGUGUUCUCUCAUUCAGCAUGGUCAACGGACAGGACACCAGAGUGUUUGCAAACUGCUCUUUCAGAAAUGACUCAGACCCUAAGGAAGUUAACCGUGUCACUGUGUACCAUGUGUUCAGAAACCAGACAAAUGGCAUCACCACCUUACCACCAUAUUCACUGGACAGUAACAGCCUCUAUGUGAACGCACCAACACAGACCACGCCUUCAGCUUUGGAAGGAGUCGCUUUUGAUUUUAACGUCACCUUCAUUGCAACUAAUUUGCGCCCGGCGCCCGAAUUGCAAGAUCCCAAUUCUCAAAUCUUCAAAUCUGCAGCAAGUAAUAUUACUUCCCAGCUCAAUAACGUCUUUGGUAGCAGCAAUAUCAACAAGACAUUCAUCAGCUGCAGUGUUCUCUCAUUCAGCAUGGUCAACGGACAGGACACCAGAGUGUUUGCAAACUGCUCUUUCAGAAAUGACUCAGACCCUAAGGAAGUUAACCGUGUCACUGUGUACCAUGUGUUCAGAAACCAGACAAAUGGCAUCACCACCUUACCACCAUAUUCACUGGACAGUAACAGCCUCUAUGUGAACGCACCAACACAGACCACGCCUUCAGCUUUGGAAGGAGUCGCUUUUGAUUUUAACGUCACCUUCAUUGCAACUAAUUUGCGCCCGGCGCCCGAAUUGCAAGAUCCCAAUUCUCAAAUCUUCAAAUCUGCAGCAAGUAAUAUUACUUCCCAGCUCAAUAACGUCUUUGGUAGCAGCAAUAUCAACAAGACAUUCAUCAGCUGCAGUGUUCUCUCAUUCAGCAUGGUCAACGGACAGGACACCAGAGUGUUUGCAAACUGCUCUUUCAGAAAUGACUCAGAACCUAAGGAAGUUAACCGUGUCACUGUGUACCAUGUGUUCAGAAACCAGACAAAUGGCAUCACCACCUUACCACCAUAUUCACUGGACAGUAACAGCCUCUAUGUGAACGCACCAACACAGACCACGCCUUCAGCUUUGGAAGGAGUCGCUUUUGAUUUUAACGUCACCUUCAUUGCAACUAAUUUGCGCCCGGCGCCCGAAUUGCAAGAUCCCAAUUCUCAAAUCUUCAAAUCUGCAGCAAGUAAUAUUACUUCCCAGCUCAAUAACGUCUUUGGUAGCAGCAAUAUCAACAAGACAUUCAUCAGCUGCAGUGUUCUCUCAUUCAGCAUGGUCAACGGACAGGACACCAGAGUGUUUGCAAACUGCUCUUUCAGAAAUGACUCAGACCCUAAGGAAGUUAACCGUCUCACUGUGUACCAUGUGUUCAGAAACCAGACAAAUGGCAUCACCACCUUACCACCAUAUUCACUGGACAGUAACAGCCUCUAUGUGAACGCACCAACACAGACCACGCCCUCAGGUUUGGAAGGAGUCGCUUUUGAUUUUAACGUCACCUUCAUUGCAACUAAUUUGCGCCCGGCGCCCGAAUUGCAAGAUCCCAAUUCUCAAAUCUUCAAAUCUGCAGCAAGCAAUAUUACUUCCCAGCUCAAUAACGUCUUUGGUAGCAGCAAUAUCAACAAGACAUUCAUCAGCUGCAGUGUUCUCUCAUUCAGCAUGGUCAACGGACAGGACACCAGAGUGUUUGCAAACUGCUCUUUCAGAAAUGACUCAGACCCUAAGGAAGUUAACCGUGUCACUGUGUACCAUGUGUUCAGAAACCAGACAAAUGGCAUCACCACCUUACCACCAUAUUCACUGGACAGUAACAGCCUCUAUGUGAACGCACCAACACAGACCACGCCCUCAGGUUUGGAAGGAGUCGCUUUUGAUUUUAACGUCACCUUCAUUGCAACUAAUUUGCGCCCGGCGCCCGAAUUGCAAGAUCCCAAUUCUCAAAUCUUCAAAUCUGCAGCAAGCAAUAUUACUUCCCAGCUCAAUAACGUCUUUGGUAGCAGCAAUAUCAACAAGACAUUCAUCAGCUGCAGUGUUCUCUCAUUCAGCAUGGUCAACGGACAGGACACCAGAGUGUUUGCAAACUGCUCUUUCAGAAAUGACUCAGACCCUAAGGAAGUUAACCGUGUCACUGUGUACCAUGUGUUCAGAAACCAGACAAAUGGCAUCACCACCUUACCACCAUAUUCACUGGACAGUAACAGCCUCUAUGUGAACGCACCAACACAGACCACGCCUUCAGCUUUGGAAGGAGUCGCUUUUGAUUUUAACGUCACCUUCAUUGCAACUAAUUUGCGCCCGGCGCCCGAAUUGCAAGAUCCCAAUUCUCAAAUCUUCAAAUCUGCAGCAAGUAAUAUUACUUCCCAGCUCAAUAACGUCUUUGGUAGCAGCAAUAUCAACAAGACAUUCAUCAGCUGCAGUGUUCUCUCAUUCAGCAUGGUCAACGGACAGGACACCAGAGUGUUUGCAAACUGCUCUUUCAGAAAUGACUCAGACCCUAAGGAAGUUAACCGUGUCACUGUGUACCAUGUGUUCAGAAACCAGACAAAUGGCAUCACCACCUUACCACCAUAUUCACUGGACAGUAACAGCCUCUAUGUGAACGCACCAACACAGACCACGCCUUCAGCUUUGGAAGGAGUCGCUUUUGAUUUUAACGUCACCUUCAUUGCAACUAAUUUGCGCCCGGCGCCCGAAUUGCAAGAUCCCAAUUCUCAAAUCUUCAAAUCUGCAGCAAGUAAUAUUACUUCCCAGCUCAAUAACGUCUUUGGUAGCAGCAAUAUCAACAAGACAUUCAUCAGCUGCAGUGUUCUCUCAUUCAGCAUGGUCAACGGACAGGACACCAGAGUGUUUGCAAACUGCUCUUUCAGAAAUGACUCAGACCCUAAGGAAGUUAACCGUGUCACUGUGUACCAUGUGUUCAGAAACCAGACAAAUGGCAUCACCACCUUACCACCAUAUUCACUGGACAGUAACAGCCUCUAUGUGAACGCACCAACACAGACCACGCCUUCAGCUUUGGAAGGAGUCGCUUUUGAUUUUAACGUCACCUUCAUUGCAACUAAUUUGCGCCCGGCGCCCGAAUUGCAAGAUCCCAAUUCUCAAAUCUUCAAAUCUGCAGCAAGUAAUAUUACUUCCCAGCUCAAUAACGUCUUUGGUAGCAGCAAUAUCAACAAGACAUUCAUCAGCUGCAGUGUUCUCUCAUUCAGCAUGGUCAACGGACAGGACACCAGAGUGUUUGCAAACUGCUCUUUCAGAAAUGACUCAGACCCUAAGGAAGUUAACCGUGUCACUGUGUACCAUGUGUUCAGAAACCAGACAAAUGGCAUCACCACCUUACCACCAUAUUCACUGGACAGUAACAGCCUCUAUGUGAACGCACCAACACAGACCACGCCUUCAGCUUUGGAAGGAGUCGCUUUUGAUUUUAACGUCACCUUCAUUGCAACUAAUUUGCGCCCGGCGCCCGAAUUGCAAGAUCCCAAUUCUCAAAUCUUCAAAUCUGCAGCAAGUAAUAUUACUUCCCAGCUCAAUAACGUCUUUGGUAGCAGCAAUAUCAACAAGACAUUCAUCAGCUGCAGUGUUCUCUCAUUCAGCAUGGUCAACGGACAGGACACCAGAGUGUUUGCAAACUGCUCUUUCAGAAAUGACUCAGACCCUAAGGAAGUUAACCGUGUCACUGUGUACCAUGUGUUCAGAAACCAGACAAAUGGCAUCACCACCUUACCACCAUAUUCACUGGACAGUAACAGCCUCUAUGUGAACGCACCAACACAGACCACGCCUUCAGCUUUGGAAGGAGUCGCUUUUGAUUUUAACGUCACCUUCAUUGCAACUAAUUUGCGCCCGGCGCCCGAAUUGCAAGAUCCCAAUUCUCAAAUCUUCAAAUCUGCAGCAAGCAAUAUUACUUCCCAGCUCAAUAACGUCUUUGGUAGCAGCAAUAUCAACAAGACAUUCAUCAGCUGCAGUGUUCUCUCAUUCAGCAUGGUCAACGGACAGGACACCAGAGUGUUUGCAAACUGCUCUUUCAGAAAUGACUCAGACCCUAAGGAAGUUAACCGUGUCACUGUGUACCAUGUGUUCAGAAACCAGACAAAUGGCAUCACCACCUUACCACCAUAUUCACUGGACAGUAACAGCCUCUAUGUGAACGCACCAACACAGACCACGCCCUCAGGUUUGGAAGGAGUCGCUUUUGAUUUUAACGUCACCUUCAUUGCAACUAAUUUGCGCCCGGCGCCCGAAUUGCAAGAUCCCAAUUCUCAAAUCUUCAAAUCUGCAGCAAGCAAUAUUACUUCCCAGCUCAAUAACGUCUUUGGUAGCAGCAAUAUCAACAAGACAUUCAUCAGCUGCAGUGUUCUCUCAUUCAGCAUGGUCAACGGACAGGACACCAGAGUGUUUGCAAACUGCUCUUUCAGAAAUGACUCAGACCCUAAGGAAGUUAACCGUGUCACUGUGUACCAUGUGUUCAGAAACCAGACAAAUGGCAUCACCACCUUACCACCAUAUUCACUGGACAGUAACAGCCUCUAUGUGAACGCACCAACACAGACCACGCCCUCAGGUUUGGAAGGAGUCGCUUUUGAUUUUAACGUCACCUUCAUUGCAACUAAUUUGCGCCCGGCGCCCGAAUUGCAAGAUCCCAAUUCUCAAAUCUUCAAAUCUGCAGCAAGCAAUAUUACUUCCCAGCUCAAUAACGUCUUUGGUAGCAGCAAUAUCAACAAGACAUUCAUCAGCUGCAGUGUUCUCUCAUUCAGCAUGGUCAACGGACAGGACACCAGAGUGUUUGCAAACUGCUCUUUCAGAAAUGACUCAGACCCUAAGGAAGUUAACCGUGUCACUGUGUACCAUGUGUUCAGAAACCAGACAAAUGGCAUCACCACCUUACCACCAUAUUCACUGGACAGUAACAGCCUCUAUGUGAACGCACCAACACAGACCACGCCCUCAGGUUUGGAAGGAGUCGCUUUUGAUUUUAACGUCACCUUCAUUGCAACUAAUUUGCGCCCGGCGCCCGAAUUGCAAGAUCCCAAUUCUCAAAUCUUCAAAUCUGCAGCAAGCAAUAUUACUUCCCAGCUCAAUAACGUCUUUGGUAGCAGCAAUAUCAACAAGACAUUCAUCAGCUGCAGUGUUCUCUCAUUCAGCAUGGUCAACGGACAGGACACCAGAGUGUUUGCAAACUGCUCUUUCAGAAAUGACUCAGACCCUAAGGAAGUUAACCGUGUCACUGUGUACCAUGUGUUCAGAAACCAGACAAAUGGCAUCACCACCUUACCACCAUAUUCACUGGACAGUAACAGCCUCUAUGUGAACGCACCAACACAGACCACGCCCUCAGGUUUGGAAGGAGUCGCUUUUGAUUUUAACGUCACCUUCAUUGCAACUAAUUUGCGCCCGGCGCCCGAAUUGCAAGAUCCCAAUUCUCAAAUCUUCAAAUCUGCAGCAAGCAAUAUUACUUCCCAGCUCAAUAACGUCUUUGGUAGCAGCAAUAUCAACAAGACAUUCAUCAGCUGCAGUGUUCUCUCAUUCAGCAUGGUCAACGGACAGGACACCAGAGUGUUUGCAAACUGCUCUUUCAGAAAUGACUCAGACCCUAAGGAAGUUAACCGUGUCACUGUGUACCAUGUGUUCAGAAACCAGACAAAUGGCAUCACCACCUUACCACCAUAUUCACUGGACAGUAACAGCCUCUAUGUGAACGCACCAACACAGACCACGCCCUCAGGUUUGGAAGGAGUCGCUUUUGAUUUUAACGUCACCUUCAUUGCAACUAAUUUGCGCCCGGCGCCCGAAUUGCAAGAUCCCAAUUCUCAAAUCUUCAAAUCUGCAGCAAGCAAUAUUACUUCCCAGCUCAAUAACGUCUUUGGUAGCAGCAAUAUCAACAAGACAUUCAUCAGCUGCAGUGUUCUCUCAUUCAGCAUGGUCAACGGACAGGACACCAGAGUGUUUGCAAACUGCUCUUUCAGAAAUGACUCAGACCCUAAGGAAGUUAACCGUGUCACUGUGUACCAUGUGUUCAGAAACCAGACAAAUGGCAUCACCACCUUACCACCAUAUUCACUGGACAGUAACAGCCUCUAUGUGAACGCACCAACACAGACCACGCCCUCAGGUUUGGAAGGAGUCGCUUUUGAUUUUAACGUCACCUUCAUUGCAACUAAUUUGCGCCCGGCGCCCGAAUUGCAAGAUCCCAAUUCUCAAAUCUUCAAAUCUGCAGCAAGCAAUAUUACUUCCCAGCUCAAUAACGUCUUUGGUAGCAGCAAUAUCAACAAGACAUUCAUCAGCUGCAGUGUUCUCUCAUUCAGCAUGGUCAACGGACAGGACACCAGAGUGUUUGCAAACUGCUCUUUCAGAAAUGACUCAGACCCUAAGGAAGUUAACCGUGUCACUGUGUACCAUGUGUUCAGAAACCAGACAAAUGGCAUCACCACCUUACCACCAUAUUCACUGGACAGUAACAGCCUCUAUGUGAACGCACCAACACAGACCACGCCCUCAGGUUUGGAAGGAGUCGCUUUUGAUUUUAACGUCACCUUCAUUGCAACUAAUUUGCGCCCGGCGCCCGAAUUGCAAGAUCCCAAUUCUCAAAUCUUCAAAUCUGCAGCAAGCAAUAUUACUUCCCAGCUCAAUAACGUCUUUGGUAGCAGCAAUAUCAACAAGACAUUCAUCAGCUGCAGUGUUCUCUCAUUCAGCAUGGUCAACGGACAGGACACCAGAGUGUUUGCAAACUGCUCUUUCAGAAAUGACUCAGACCCUAAGGAAGUUAACCGUGUCACUGUGUACCAUGUGUUCAGAAACCAGACAAAUGGCAUCACCACCUUACCACCAUAUUCACUGGACAGUAACAGCCUCUAUGUGAACGCACCAACACAGACCACGCCCUCAGGUUUGGAAGGAGUCGCUUUUGAUUUUAACGUCACCUUCAUUGCAACUAAUUUGCGCCCGGCGCCCGAAUUGCAAGAUCCCAAUUCUCAAAUCUUCAAAUCUGCAGCAAGCAAUAUUACUUCCCAGCUCAAUAACGUCUUUGGUAGCAGCAAUAUCAACAAGACAUUCAUCAGCUGCAGUGUUCUCUCAUUCAGCAUGGUCAACGGACAGGACACCAGAGUGUUUGCAAACUGCUCUUUCAGAAAUGACUCAGACCCUAAGGAAGUUAACCGUGUCACUGUGUACCAUGUGUUCAGAAACCAGACAAAUGGCAUCACCACCUUACCACCAUAUUCACUGGACAGUAACAGCCUCUAUGUGAACGCACCAACACAGACCACGCCCUCAGGUUUGGAAGGAGUCGCUUUUGAUUUUAACGUCACCUUCAUUGCAACUAAUUUGCGCCCGGCGCCCGAAUUGCAAGAUCCCAAUUCUCAAAUCUUCAAAUCUGCAGCAAGCAAUAUUACUUCCCAGCUCAAUAACGUCUUUGGUAGCAGCAAUAUCAACAAGACAUUCAUCAGCUGCAGUGUUCUCUCAUUCAGCAUGGUCAACGGACAGGACACCAGAGUGUUUGCAAACUGCUCUUUCAGAAAUGACUCAGACCCUAAGGAAGUUAACCGUGUCACUGUGUACCAUGUGUUCAGAAACCAGACAAAUGGCAUCACCACCUUACCACCAUAUUCACUGGACAGUAACAGCCUCUAUGUGAACGCACCAACACAGACCACGCCCUCAGGUUUGGAAGGAGUCGCUUUUGAUUUUAACGUCACCUUCAUUGCAACUAAUUUGCGCCCGGCGCCCGAAUUGCAAGAUCCCAAUUCUCAAAUCUUCAAAUCUGCAGCAAGCAAUAUUACUUCCCAGCUCAAUAACGUCUUUGGUAGCAGCAAUAUCAACAAGACAUUCAUCAGCUGCAGUGUUCUCUCAUUCAGCAUGGUCAACGGACAGGACACCAGAGUGUUUGCAAACUGCUCUUUCAGAAAUGACUCAGACCCUAAGGAAGUUAACCGUGUCACUGUGUACCAUGUGUUCAGAAACCAGACAAAUGGCAUCACCACCUUACCACCAUAUUCACUGGACAGUAACAGCCUCUAUGUGAACGCACCAACACAGACCACGCCCUCAGGUUUGGAAGGAGUCGCUUUUGAUUUUAACGUCACCUUCAUUGCAACUAAUUUGCGCCCGGCGCCCGAAUUGCAAGAUCCCAAUUCUCAAAUCUUCAAAUCUGCAGCAAGCAAUAUUACUUCCCAGCUCAAUAACGUCUUUGGUAGCAGCAAUAUCAACAAGACAUUCAUCAGCUGCAGUGUUCUCUCAUUCAGCAUGGUCAACGGACAGGACACCAGAGUGUUUGCAAACUGCUCUUUCAGAAAUGACUCAGACCCUAAGGAAGUUAACCGUGUCACUGUGUACCAUGUGUUCAGAAACCAGACAAAUGGCAUCACCACCUUACCACCAUAUUCACUGGACAGUAACAGCCUCUAUGUGAACGCACCAACACAGACCACGCCCUCAGGUUUGGAAGGAGUCGCUUUUGAUUUUAACGUCACCUUCAUUGCAACUAAUUUGCGCCCGGCGCCCGAAUUGCAAGAUCCCAAUUCUCAAAUCUUCAAAUCUGCAGCAAGCAAUAUUACUUCCCAGCUCAAUAACGUCUUUGGUAGCAGCAAUAUCAACAAGACAUUCAUCAGCUGCAGUGUUCUCUCAUUCAGCAUGGUCAACGGACAGGACACCAGAGUGUUUGCAAACUGCUCUUUCAGAAAUGACUCAGACCCUAAGGAAGUUAACCGUGUCACUGUGUACCAUGUGUUCAGAAACCAGACAAAUGGCAUCACCACCUUACCACCAUAUUCACUGGACAGUAACAGCCUCUAUGUGAACGCACCAACACAGACCACGCCCUCAGGUUUGGAAGGAGUCGCUUUUGAUUUUAACGUCACCUUCAUUGCAACUAAUUUGCGCCCGGCGCCCGAAUUGCAAGAUCCCAAUUCUCAAAUCUUCAAAUCUGCAGCAAGCAAUAUUACUUCCCAGCUCAAUAACGUCUUUGGUAGCAGCAAUAUCAACAAGACAUUCAUCAGCUGCAGUGUUCUCUCAUUCAGCAUGGUCAACGGACAGGACACCAGAGUGUUUGCAAACUGCUCUUUCAGAAAUGACUCAGACCCUAAGGAAGUUAACCGUGUCACUGUGUACCAUGUGUUCAGAAACCAGACAAAUGGCAUCACCACCUUACCACCAUAUUCACUGGACAGUAACAGCCUCUAUGUGAACGCACCAACACAGACCACGCCCUCAGGUUUGGAAGGAGUCGCUUUUGAUUUUAACGUCACCUUCAUUGCAACUAAUUUGCGCCCGGCGCCCGAAUUGCAAGAUCCCAAUUCUCAAAUCUUCAAAUCUGCAGCAAGCAAUAUUACUUCCCAGCUCAAUAACGUCUUUGGUAGCAGCAAUAUCAACAAGACAUUCAUCAGCUGCAGUGUUCUCUCAUUCAGCAUGGUCAACGGACAGGACACCAGAGUGUUUGCAAACUGCUCUUUCAGAAAUGACUCAGACCCUAAGGAAGUUAACCGUGUCACUGUGUACCAUGUGUUCAGAAACCAGACAAAUGGCAUCACCACCUUACCACCAUAUUCACUGGACAGUAACAGCCUCUAUGUGAACGCACCAACACAGACCACGCCCUCAGCUUUGGAAGGAGUCGCUUUUGAUUUUAACGUCACCUUCAUUGCAACUAAUUUGCGCCCGGCGCCCGAAUUGCAAGAUCCCAAUUCUCAAAUCUUCAUAUCUGCAGCAAGCAAUAUUACUUCCCAGCUCAAUAACGUCUUUGGUAGCAGCAAUAUCAACAAGACAUUCAUCAGCUGCAGUGUUCUCUCAUUCAGCAUGGUCAACGGACAGGACACCAGAGUGUUUGCAAACUGCUCUUUCAGAAAUGACUCAGACCCUAAGGAAGUUAACCGUGUCACUGUGUACCAUGUGUUCAGAAACCAGACAAAUGGCAUCACCACCUUACCACCAUAUUCACUGGACAGUAACAGCCUCUAUGUGAACGCACCAACACAGACCACGCCCUCAGGUUUGGAAGGAGUCGCUUUUGAUUUUAACGUCACCUUCAUUGCAACUAAUUUGCGCCCGGCGCCCGAAUUGCAAGAUCCCAAUUCUCAAAUCUUCAAAUCUGCAGCAAGCAAUAUUACUUCCCAGCUCAAUAACGUCUUUGGUAGCAGCAAUAUCAACAAGACAUUCAUCAGCUGCAGUGUUCUCUCAUUCAGCAUGGUCAACGGACAGGACACCAGAGUGUUUGCAAACUGCUCUUUCAGAAAUGACUCAGACCCUAAGGAAGUUAACCGUGUCACUGUGUACCAUGUGUUCAGAAACCAGACAAAUGGCAUCACCACCUUACCACCAUAUUCACUGGACAGUAACAGCCUCUAUGUGAACGCCGCAUCACCAACACAGACCACAUCUUCAAGUUUGGAAAGAGGUCCUUUUGAUUUUAAUGUGACCUUCAUUGCAACUACUUUGACCUUGGUACCAGAAUUGCAAGAUCCCAAUUCUCAAUUGUUCAUAUCUGCAGCAAGUAAUAUUGCUUUUCAGCUCAAUAAUGUGUUUAGCAGCAGCAGUAUCAGCAAGACAUUCAUCAGCUGCAGUGUUCUCUCAUUCAGCCAGGUCAAUGAACAGGACACCAGAGUGUCUGCAAACUGCUCUUUCAGAAAUGACUCAGACCCUAAGGAAGUUAACCGUGUCACUGUGUACCAUGUGUUCAGAAACCAGACAAGCGGCAUCACCACCUUACCACCAUAUUCACUGGACAGUAACAGCCUCUACGUAAACGCACCAACACAGACCACAUCUUCAAAUUUGGAAAGAGGUCCUUUUGAUUUUAACGUGACCUUCAUUGUUACCAGUUUGUCCUCAGUAGCAAAUUUACAAGAUCCCAAUUCACCACUGCACAAAUCUGCAGCAAUUAAUAUUGCUUCCCAGCUCAAUAACGUGUUUGGUAGCAGCAAUAUCAACAAUGCAUUCAUCAGCUGCAGUGUUCUUUCAUUCAGCCCAGUCAAUCUUCAGGACACCAGAGUGUUUGCAAACUGCUCUUUCAGAAAUGACUCAGACCCUAAGGAAGUUAACCGUGUCACUGUGUACCAUGUGUUCAGAAACCAGACAAAUGGCAUCACCACCUUACCACCAUAUUCACUGGACAGUAACAGCCUCUAUGUGAACGCCUCAUCACCAAUACAAACCAUAUCUCCAAGCUUGCAAACAAAUCCCUUUGAUUUUAAUGUGACCUUCAUUGCAACUAACUUGGCCUCAUCAGCAAAUUUUCUGGAUCCCAAUUCACCGCUGUACAAAUCUGCAGCAAUUAUUAUUGCGUCCCAGCUGAACAAUCUGUUUAGCAAAAGUAAUAUCAACAGAACGUUCAUCAGCUGUAGAGUUCUCUCAUUCAGCACUAUAAAUAUACAGGACACGAGAGUGCAGGCAAUCUGUCAUUUUGGGAAUGAUUCUGACCCUCAGGAAGUUAACAGGGUUUCUGUGUACCAUGUGUUCAGAGACGAGACAAGUGACAUCUCCUCCUUGGGAAUAUAUUCACUGGACAGGAACAGCCUCUACGUGAAUGGUAUUUAUCACCCAUAG